GUGAAGGGGCGCAGGAAGCUAGCCCAGUAAAAUCGGGUUUCUACAAAAAAUCCCGUGUACUUUUGGCUACUCUUGUUUAUUGCUAACUACGCUCUUCUCGAACUUUGAAAUUCAUAAUGGCUGCAUAAUUGACGUCACAAGGACCAAAGAAUUAUAGGAUACCCCACGGUGAUAUAUUCUAAUGACUAAUUUGGUUUAGAAUGCCUUGUUGAUAUGUUUCGAAGUAUUAAAUAUUUAUGAGAUAUAGAAGAUUCAUUAGCGCUAGAAAAAAAUUUUGUUGUUUGCUUAAUGCAGAAUUAUUUGUUUUCUUUUAAAAGCAACACGUUUGUUAAGUACUGUAAUCUUCGGAUGAGUCGGAAUCAAAAUGUUCUAACGUUGUACUUGGCUUCCAGUUUAAACCUAAACGUAGGUUUAUCGGACUCAUCGUGGGUGACAUAUGGAGAGUAGGGACACCCAAUCAAAAAAAGUUGUAAAUGCAACAAUUGCCGACAAAUGAGCACUGAAACUAAAUGUUUUUGCUAUCACGAACUGGAAUCAAGACGUAUAUAUAACCUACAAGAAAUAAACUGUAUAGUCAAUUACGAAGAUUUCGAUCCGAUUGUUUUAAGGAAAGGAAAUCUCUGGACUGCUUUGGUUGGAAUGUAUGAUAGAGAAUCGACAUAUCUUCCUCCAAGAAAUGACGUUCCCAAUAAAACAUAUUGCUAUGCUGCUUACCGACAGUUCACGUGGUGGGUUCACAACAGACUUGGCAAAUCUGUGCGAAGGGUCAUCCCGUCAUGUGCAGUGACAAAAAUUCGUGAUGCUUAUCCAGAGCCUGACGGGGUAUACACAGGAUAUAUGGAAGGGCGUGUAGUUCCUGAAAAUGAGUUAACAUGGGUUUUCCAUGAUGCCAAAAAUGUAUUUUAACUUAAUUAAAAAAAUAAAAAAUAAUAAAAAAAUAAUAUGUACAAAUUACAUAAAGUAAAAAGUAAAACAAAAUUAUGUCAUUCGUGAGUAUUUAAUUGAGUCUUCAAAAAUAUGCUCUCUACAGGGCCUUUCGGCAGGGGUAAUGAAGGCUUGGUUUUUUCCCGGACGGCAAUUACAGGUGCCUUUCACCUACCAGUUAUAUUUACGCAUAAAAUCACGUGAUUUAGUCUUCUUUAGCAACAAGACAGCACAUUUUUUCCCUUUCCUUUUCACCUCGCUUAUAAUCUUUCGUGGUUUGUUAUCAAUCACUAUCCAAAUCUGUUAAGCAUGGUCAACAAACAAAUCGAGAAAGAAUUAUUUAGAGGUAACCCUUUCGUU
Molecule: messenger RNA, 1284 nt
Organism: Hydractinia symbiolongicarpus
Lineage: Eukaryota; Metazoa; Cnidaria; Hydrozoa; Anthoathecata; Hydractiniidae
Exons: 3
Coding region: 493-906 (137 amino acids)
Source: RefSeq, a predicted model, not a curated record